AUGCCAUCCGGCAAUGAGUCGGGCCUUUCCUCGCCUUUGUCCAGUGUCCUUUCCUCUUCACUACUCGAUGUCCCUAGUUCACCGCUCAGCGCACUCUCCCGAUCUCCUUCACCUCCUCCAAGCUUCCUGAACUCAUUGUUUACACCGCCGCCGUCGCAAGAUGCUGGUGAAGACAUGCCUCGCCCAAGAAAGCGAAGGAAAAUAGAGCGACUCGACAGAACGACAAGGUACCUCGAUUUAACCUCAGAAACUGCGCAGUCCGACUACGAUCGCCGAGAUUCAAUAGACGUAUUGUUGCACGCUCUACGUAAAAGACGGAAAAUCGUCGUGAUCGCAGGCGCCGGAAUCUCCGUUACAGCAGGUAUUCCUGAUUUUCGAUCUGCCAAUGGACUCUUCGCCGGACUUCAAAAGGAACACAAGCUGAAGGGAGGUUCUGGCAAGCAGUUAUUUGACGCUUCCGUCUACAAAGAUGCUUCUUCUACCUCACAGUUUCACGACAUGGUCCGAAAAUUGGACCACAUGUGCAAGUGCGCCAGGCCUACCACCUUUCAUCACAUGGUCGCGAGGCUCGCGACUGAAGGUCGACUUCUUCGCCUCUACACUCAAAACGUCGAUGGUUUAGAGACUCAGUUACUGCCUCUGGAAACUACUGUACCACUGCCUCACAAAGGUCCAUGGCCGCAAACCGUCCAAUUACAUGGUGGACUCGAUAAAAUGAUGUGCCAGAAAUGCAGAGCCAUACUGGACUUCGAAUCAAAUCUUUUCGAGGGAUCCGAAACUCCCACUUGUCCGGAGUGUCGUGCAACUGACGAAAUCCGCACCAAUGAUCUUGGUCGCAGGAGUCAUGGAAUUGGCAGGUUACGUCCAAGAAUUGUACUCUACAACGAGCAGAAUCCGGAUGAGGAAGCCAUUGGAGCUGUCAGUGCUGCAGACAUGCGUACCAGACCAGACGCCGUGGUAGUCGUGGGCACUAGCAUGAAGAUUCCUGGGGUGCGACGCAUCGUUUCAGAGAUGUGUAAGAUCGUCAGAGAUCGACGAGAGGGCACUACCAUUUGGAUCAACCCGGAUCCCGAGCCGACUGGGCUUCAGUUCGAUAGUUGCUGGGACUUGAUUGUGAAAGGCACCAGUGACGAUGUCGCAGAUCUGGUGAAACUCAGACAGUGGGACGAUCCCAACAUGGAAGACCCUGACGCACCGACAGAAUACACCGACAGUGACGUCGAGAGAGUUAAUGCACGCCAGGGUGAGAUACGCAUUAACUUGCCGCCUUCACCGUUUAGGAAGACAUCCAGACCAGAUCUUAUACCUGUCAUGACCCCACCUAGAAGUCAGCAUGGGGACUCCCUGCCAGACCAUAAAGUACAACUUAGCACGCAAUCGCAGCCUAAGUCGUCAACCCCUAGUCCAUUGAGAAUAAAACUCAAAGUAGGAGAGAAGUCUGCCAAGGCUGAAGAAGAUAUCAAGAAACAGCAGGAAGUCCAGAUCAAUGUACCAGUCCUGCAGAAAGGACCAUUAUCGACGGUCGAAGUGUCGCGUCCGCAAAAGACCAAGAAUCCAGCAAGUGGCGGCAAGAAGCUCACCGAUGUAUUGGGUAAAGAGAAUGUUGCGAAGAAUAGGAAGUCAAAGACGUCUCUCAAGAAAGACAAGACAGGCAAGACAGGCAACAAGAGUGGAAAACUACAGCAGACCAGGAUGGCUGCAAAGAUCACAAAGUCGGCUGCCUCUCUAGGAUCCGUUCAGGUCGUAGUGCCAGCGAAAAGACCGUCGGCUUCACUUUUUAAGGACGACCUUCGGGACGACGAGCUGACUAGCGAUUAUAGGCGUUGGGCACAGCAGUCGGCACUAUCAUCUGGAUCUAUACUUAUGAGCACGAAAGGCUCGCAGCCAAAGCAGCAUCUUCCGACUCCCACAAUGACCAGCUCACGCACCACACCACAUCUUAGCCCUGAACCACAGACACCUGCUGCGGACUCUUCCGAUCUCGACGUCGAAACCUGCGAAGAAGGCGCUCCUAUGUACGACAGGCAUGCAACAGAAAGUCCCAAAGGUGGCUUACCUCGGGGGAUGGAAAAUCUCUUGCACAUUUGA
Lithohypha guttulata is the source of this 2088-nucleotide messenger RNA. RefSeq lists its product as uncharacterized. Bases 1 to 2088 code for a protein of 695 amino acids. Lineage: Eukaryota; Fungi; Ascomycota; Eurotiomycetes; Chaetothyriales; Trichomeriaceae. Gene Ontology annotation, biological process: regulation of DNA repair; pericentric heterochromatin formation; replication-born double-strand break repair via sister chromatid exchange. The transcript has a single exon. The record is from RefSeq and is a predicted model, not a curated record. Gene Ontology annotation, molecular function: histone deacetylase activity, NAD-dependent; NAD+ binding. Gene Ontology annotation, cellular component: nucleus; mating-type region heterochromatin.